Molecule: messenger RNA, 787 nt
Organism: Protopterus annectens (West African lungfish)
Lineage: Eukaryota; Metazoa; Chordata; Ceratodontiformes; Protopteridae
Product: putative protein ZNF720
Exons: 3
Coding region: 396-683 (95 amino acids)
Biological process (GO): regulation of DNA-templated transcription
Source: RefSeq, a predicted model, not a curated record
AUGAAUAAUAACAGAAAACUGUACAUCAAUAUUCUAUUAUAUAUAAAAUACAUGAAAGUUUAUCCACGCCUAUGCGGAUGAAGUGCAUGUUUGUUACACUACAUACAGACAGACUGGGUUUAGCAAGUGUCGUCUAUCUUAUUAAAUAUUCUUACCACUGCCUCUCACUUGCUCUUUCUCCAUGAAUAUUAAUCAGGUGACAGAACUGCAGAGGGACACAUUUCACUGGCAGACAGGAACUGAGUGUUCGAUUACAUGAAAUUGUUUUGAGACGGCUAUGGCUCUUUCAUGACAAAUAUUUUUUGUGACUGUGUAUACCACAGGUCUGGUGUUUACAUUCUUAGCCCUUGCAAGCAGUAGCUGUUUGCCGUCCUGAACAGUUUGGCAGGCUCGUCAUGAAGCUAGAGAUGCCAGAAACCUUUGAAGAUGUUGCUGUUGAGUUUUCAAGAGAGGAGUGGAAGUUGCUGAGUGAAGAAGAGAAAGAGCUACACAGAGAAGUGAUGGUACAGAACUACGAGAACAUGAUUUCCAUAGGAUAUAACAUCCCAGUGGACAGCCUUUACUUAUUUAUUAAGAAAUACGAGUCAGUUCCAUCUGGUGACACCAACGCAGGAUCAAUGGUGUGGAAAAAACAACUUAGCAGUAAGUACAUAACGAUUCCAUAUUAUUCUACUCAUAAUUAGGAGCAAGUUAAAAAUCUGGAGGAGAUAAAGGGGGGGUAUGUCUACUACAUAUAGGUGUAUUACACCUCCAGAAGUCUGAAAGCACCCCAACAUCAUUCAUUGUG